AUGAGGUAUUCCAGCACUCCGUUUUUUGGGCAAAACCAGACAACUAAUAUCACACCUCUCCUUUGGGAUGGAAAUUCAAACAAGAGGUCCAUAAUUGGGGGAGUCGUUGGAGGUGUAUGCCUUCUGUUGCUUGUUCUUGCAUUUGUCUUAUGGCGUCUCAGAUCAAAAAAGACGAGUCGUAGCCAACAAGAUAAAUCAACUGGAUCAACUGAGUUGCUACAAGGUCCAGCAAGAUAUAGCUACAAUGAUUUAAAAGUAGCCACUGAGAACUUUAGUGACGAGUACAAAAUUGGAGGUGGGGUGUUUGGUGAAGUAUAUAAGGGCACUCUAAAAGAUGGGGAAACUGUUGCAAUUAAAAAAACAGUUAUGGCCUCCACUAGAGGAAAAAUACACUUUGAUGAUGAACUUAAGAUCAUUAGCAAUGUUCAUCACCGACAUCUUAUUCGACUUCUUGGAUAUUGUAGCAAAGGGCCGCUCUUAUUUCUUGUCCACGAGUUCAUGGACAAUGGUAGUCUUGAUCAAUUCCUUUAUGGUGACAAAUCAAGGAACCUAAGUUGGAGACAGAGGGAUAUAAAAACGAGCAACAUUCUCCUUGAUGAUGAACUACAGCCCAAAAUCGCAGAUUUUGGGUUGAUAAGGCUCCUACCAGAAGACAAGACUCAUCUUAGCACCAAACUGGCAGGGUCCUUGGAUAGUGGUUAUGUAGCACCAGAAUAUGCUAUUCAUGGGCAAUUGUCUGAGAAAGUGGAUACAUACAGCUUUGGUAUUGUGGUCCUUGAAAUCAUUAGUGGCAAGAGGUGCCACGAUGUCAUAGAUGAUAAAUCAGUUAAUCAAAGCCUCCUUGAUCAUGCUUGGAAUCUAUACGAGAAUGGAACACAUGUGAAUCUAAUUGACAACAGGCUAGAUGCUAGUGAAUAUGCAGCAGAAGAUGUAAUGAAGAUAAUAGAGAUAGCAUUAAUGUGCACUCAGACACAGGUUUCUGCAAGGCCGGCAAUGUCUGAAGUUGUUACGCUUUUAAGUGACAAAUCUCUAGAUGAAAUACCACCAGUAAGAUCUACCUUUCACGAAGAUGAUAUAAAGAUUCCAAUUGAUACCUCGAUAUCAUUGUCCUCUAAUGCCACUGCCUCCAGUGUUCAAGUUUCUGGCCGUUAAAAACCUCAUUUUAUAAAACAUUACUGGUUUUAAAUUGUAUAAAUAUAUAGAAUAAUAUAAGGGUUAU
Lactuca virosa is the source of this 1219-nucleotide messenger RNA. The record is from the annotation of a GenBank genome assembly. Lineage: Eukaryota; Viridiplantae; Streptophyta; Magnoliopsida; Asterales; Asteraceae.